UGUCGGUUAACCUGUAACCGCCAUUUGUGCAGCGCGAGCUUUGCUAGAGUGGCGGGCUACCGGCAGCAACAAGUUUCCUUAGGAGCGCAAUCGAGCAAAAAGAAACACGAGUUGAUACUUCGUCACGACAUUGAAUAAUAACGAGUUUCAUCGAAAGUCUUAUGUUCCAUCUUUUCUGAAACUUGAUUGGCUUCUGUGAUUCAAUUCGGCUUUUUUUUAAACAAGCAAAGAUCUGCUGAGGUUGAAGCUUUGGGUUUUCCUAAAAGGAAAGUGGUGGAAUUUGUACUGGAGAAGCAGCGAGAGGCUUUUUCGUAACUGCGCCUUCCUGUCCGAAAGUUUGCGCUGGUUUACUUUGAAUCCGUUCGCUGGUGGAGUGUCGAUUGUGUCAUGCCUACGAGGCUGGAUAACAACAUGGAGCACGGAACAGGUGACUCGAUCAAAGUCAAAGCUCACUACAAUGGAGACAUACUUAUCACUGACCUUGAUCCUGCAAUCACUUACGAUGCAAUGUGCUCUGAAGUGAGGGAUAUGUGCAGCUUACAACAGGAUCAACCUAUUACUCUGAAAUGGAUUGAUAAUGAAGGGGAUCCUUGCACAGUUUCGUCUCACAUGGAGCUGGAGGAAGCAUUCCGUCUGUAUAACCAGAAUGGAGAUUCAGGCCUCAAUUUACAUGUUUUUCCCAGCAUUCCGGAAAAGCCAGGCAUGCCCUGCCCUGGAGAGAAUAAAUCAAUUUAUAGACAUGGCGCUAGAAGAUGGCGGAAGCUUUACCGUGUGAAUGGACAUUUCUUUCAGGCCAAACAUUUUAACAGAAAGGCUUACUGUGGACACUGCAGUGAAAGGAUAUGGGGUCUAGGCAGGCAGGGCUACAAGUGUAUCAACUGCAAAUUGUUGGUCCAUAAACGCUGUCACAAACUUGUUCCUGUGACCUGCCAAAGGCAUAUGGAUCCAGUCAUGCCUUCCCCUGAACCAUCACUUGAUGACAAGACUGAUGAAGUUGACAUCCCUUCAGAAGAACCUGAUGGAAUUGUACCAUUCUUGCCACAUAGUCGGACUAAAUUAGACAGGGUCACAGAUGACUCAGAGGAUAUCAAACCAGUGGUUGAUGGUGUCGAUGGAAUCAAGAUUUCUUCGGUGCUAGGUUUGCAAGAUUUUGACCUUAUACGAGUCAUUGGACGUGGCAGCUAUGCUAAAGUUCUUCUUGUGCGCUUGAAGAAAAAUGACUGUAUAUAUGCAAUGAAAGUGGUAAAGAAGGAACUGGUCCAUGAUGAUGAGGAUAUCGAUUGGGUACAGACCGAAAAGCACGUGUUUGAGCAGGCCUCCAGUAAUCCUUUUCUAGUUGGUCUUCACUCAUGUUUUCAAACAGAAAGCAGGUUGUUUCUGGUUAUAGAAUAUGUCAAUGGAGGUGACCUUAUGUUUCAUAUGCAACGACAAAGAAAGCUUCCUGAAGAACAUGCCAGGUUUUAUGCUGCUGAAAUUUGUAUUGCCCUCAACUUCCUUCAUGACAGAGGAAUCAUUUACAGAGAUUUGAAACUGGACAACGUUCUUUUAGACUCUGAUGGUCACAUCAAAUUAACAGAUUAUGGAAUGUGCAAGGAAGGACUUGGCCCUGGUGACACUACCAGCACUUUCUGUGGCACACCCAAUUAUAUAGCACCUGAAAUAUUGAGAGGAGAGGAGUAUGGUUUUAGUGUAGACUGGUGGGCACUUGGCGUAUUGAUGUUUGAAAUGAUGGCUGGAAGAUCACCAUUUGACAUCAUCACUGAUAAUCCAGACAUGAACACAGAGGAUUACCUGUUCCAAGUUAUUUUGGAGAAGCCUAUUCGAAUCCCUCGAUCACUUUCAGUAAAAGCAGCCAGUGUCCUAAAGGGAUUUUUAAAUAAGGACCCUAAAGAACGACUUGGGUGUAAUUCGCAGACAGGAUUUGCUGACAUCCAGGCUCACACCUUUUUCCGUAGCAUAGACUGGGAACUGUUGGAAAAGAAACAGGUGACUCCUCCAUUUAAACCACAGAUCACAGAUGACUACGGCCUGGAAAACUUCGACACUCAGUUUACAAGUGAACCUGUGCAGCUUACACCAGAUGAUGAAGAUGUAAUUAAAAAAAUUGACCAAUCGGAAUUUGAGGGCUUUGAAUACAUUAAUCCUUUGCUGAUGUCUUCAGAGGAAACCGUAUGAACGAUCUGCAUUUGAAAAGUGGGACUGUUUCGCCUAGUUUGUCAAAGGUUGACUUCAGUGAGCUGUGGACUCAACUUCAAUUCUUCAGUUGGUGACAUUUUCCUAACUUACCUGCAUGCAAGGUUAUUGGAUCUGGUGCAAGUUUUCCAAGAGUACUGCAAACCAUGGUGACUGCUGCUGAGCAAUGAAAGUUAUUUCAGUGGUAAACAUCCACAAAUAGCCACAGUUCCACCUUAUUUACUGGAAAUUGAUUCAACUGGCAUUUUGUUAGUAAAGGGAAGGCUGCCUGAUCUGUGCCUGCUUCCAAGAAGGAAUAUUUUCUUUUCAUUCCCUCAAAAUAAGGAAUUGUAUGAUGGCUUCUGUGAAGGAACUUGGAGACACUGCACUUUUCUCUCUCUUUAUAAGUAGACGUUCAGAAGUUUGACCUCGAGAAAGAAUGUACUAUAUUAGCUGGAUAGUAGUAUGGAUAACUACACUUUAACCUGUCAUUGCCUUUGGACAACUGGCUAAUGUGAUUUAUGAACCACUGGCUCUAACUUAUACAGAAGCAAUAAUAAACAAAAAAAAAGUUGUUUUAUUGGAUAAUAAUAUACACUUGGAUUAAUCUGACAUAACAUUGUGCAGUGGAGACCUAAUCCAGAAAUACUUUUAUUAGCUGCUGAAUCAUAGAUUAUCACUAAUUGCUGCUAUAGUAUAUAAUGCCAUGGAAUAUCUGGACUUCAAUCAAAAAUCAGUGUUUUUACCUUAUACAAUAGUGUGACACGCCUGUACCCGAUCUGUGUUCAUGAUCAAUCAUAUUGUUUUGUUUUAAAUCUGCACUGUAGAUUACAACUAAAACUAUACGCUAACCUGUUUUUAGCUGUUUGUUAGAGUUAGCCAACAUCACAGUUUGGAACUAAUUUCCAUUUAGUUCUGUGAUUGAGAGUGGAAUUUGUCACCUGCAAAGAAAUUCAGAACAUAGUAGCAUAAGUCUUUAUAUUGAUAAAAAGUAAAUUAAGCAUGACAAAAGGGGAUCUUGCGUGUUAGAAAUGGUUACCCUGCUUUAUACUGCAUUUUAAAAGCUUUAUGUAGUAUAGACCAUCUUUUAACCCUUGAUUUAAUGUCGCAACUAAUGCCAAAUUAGUGGGCACUUGAAGGUUGAUCUGAACCCCUAAUUUCUAGAUUUCGGGCUACCAACAAACCAGCAAAAGAAAGCAAUUUUAAUUUGUAGCUAUCUUGUCCAAAAACCAAUGAAGUGACAUAUUAAAUUUAUUUCUCCAUCUCAAAUUAGGUUUAUUUCAGCAUCAGCUUUUUUUUCUAACUGGCCGUCAAAACCUACAUUUAAUAUAAUGUACAGUUUACUUUUCUCUUGAAAUAUAGCCUGUAAUGCAGAAAUUAGGGUAUUCCCAAAUGUGGAUUCCAAAGAUUUGUUUUGAGACAGUAAAGUGCCUAAUUAAGUUUUCUGAACGGGUCAAACUUGUACUCUAUUAGUUAUCACCAGAAUCCAGGGUCAUGAUCUACAGGGAUAUAGGAAAGAACAAAAUAUCAGGAUUGUUGGUAGUGGAUAGUGGAAUUGCGACAACAAUGUAUAUACUUUAUUUGCAUGUUAUUUUUGAUGUGUUUAAUCUACUAAAAGGAGAGGGUGACUGCCCUGCAUCUUAUGCUCAAGCGGGUAAAAUAUUAAUAUUUUAUAGUAUUGCAUUCUCCAUUUCCCUGCCCUAGUCUGAGGAACAAAAUAAGCUAUUGACGUAAUUGGUAAAUAACUGGUUUUCCUGAGCAUUCUGGAAUAUAAAAGCUCUAACUUUUACUCUGUAGAAAUUAUGAAUUUAAUUUGUUUUAUUGUGCAUCAAAGCCUGCUGCCUCAACUACUCAGCGCUGGCUGCAAGAAACUCCCAGAACAGUUGUUGAUUUUUGUCUGUUAAUUACAUAUAUUUUCUUUCUCCCACAUAUGCUCAAUUUUAUUUUUACAUCCCAUUCACAAAAUAUUGCACAAUUAAAAGGAAAUAUUCCCAAGGCUGGAAAACCUUACACCAAAAUCAUAAAAUACUGUGCAAUAUGCAAUAGAUCCACAAACAACAGAAUGAGACACUACAUUUUUUUACACCCAAAAUUUUUACCUUCUUUUCUAGAUUUACAUUUCUGUUCUUUACAAAUCUGCUUUUUUUUUAAAAAUUAAAAGAAAAAUCAAUGUACAGAAGCCUUGUUUUUAUGCCUGCUUAAAUGCACUUUACUCAAACCAUAAAUCUAAACUUCUGGAAUUGGAUUAUAUGAGUGCAUAUGCUUUCACCCACUCCUUUUAUUUAAAUCAAAUUAUCCAUGGCAUUGUAUAUAAUAGCUGGCACUGCACAGAUCUUAGCUAAUCAGAUCUCCAGGAUUACCCAAUAUUAAGUCAGUUUCCAAUUUUGAUUGUCUAUAUAAAGAUUGAAGUGUAAAGCAGUGGUUUCUUUCUGUUGCCAAAUUCACUACCAUUUGCAAGUUCAUUCUUUUCCAUUUUUGCUAUGUAAAUGUGCGUGCGUGUCAUUGAGACUGAUUAUAUUGUGCUGAGGGGAAAAAAAUUAUAUUUUAAGUAUUCCAUUUUUUAAAAUUUGAAUAUUAUGAAGGAUGUGAUUGAAAUAUGUGCUAUUAUCUUUCCACGGUCAGGCUAAAUGGAUAUAUAAUCUCCAAAGGCAUUAUUGAUGAAGGGGUGCAAUUGUUCAGUUUUCAAUCAGAGCAAAUCCUGCAAAGAAUGUGUGAUCCUUACUUCUCUUUUUAAUGACUAUAAAAAUACAAAUGACAAACAAGCACAGAGUCAAGGCUACUUGGACUCCAAAUUCUACUGAUUUUUUUGUUAAAACUGAAAAUACUGGAAAUGCACAAAGUCAAGUCAGCGUUUAAAAGAGAGAGGCAGAUUACUAUUUUACGUAGAACUCUUGAUUUUUGUGAAAUAAUUACCUUCUAUGGCAAAGAUCAUUAACAGUAAGCUUAUCUCUAAUACGAAACCUGUGAUCCCCUAUCAGCAAAAUGGUUAGAAAACGUACCAAGUAUUUGACUGGCCAAAAUACGUACGUAUCACUUCAAGUCUCCCAUUAAUUCUGCCAAAUUUAUGAACCAAUUGCAUUUUCAAAUAAAUUUUCUUCUAACCCCCAUGUCUUUUCAACCUAUUCAGAUGAGAACAACCACAACUAAUCAAUUUACUCCCGAACACAUACAAAUCUGUUGUUAGCUGAGUAAAAUAAUGCUAGCAUUGGCAUUGCCAAGAAUAAGGCAUCACUGGGUUCAUUUCAUGUCUUUGCCAAUGAAACAUAUGCAAUUUAUAUUUUAACACCUAAGAAAACCCAAGUCCAAAUGGUGCACUAACACAAAUAUUGCUUGCAUUUCACCCAUCAUAAAUUCAAGCAUUUGUGAGAGAGGACCACGAUAUUAAAAGUCCGCAACAAAACUUCCAAUCAUCAUAAGUUAGGUGUGAUUGUACAACAAAAUAUUUGAUGUAUAGUCCAGUUCUACAGUACAACUUUGAGCCUUUAUUGUUUAUUAGAGAAAUUAAAACUUCAGUCAAAUGAAUUCUGUAGCUAUUUAUUUAAAAGUAAAAAUCUAAGCACAAAAAAGUUGCCUUUUUUGGCCCAUUCUCUCUCUUUGCUGGCUCCAUUCCAAAACCGCCUGCUCUACGUUAAUUAACGGAUAUAUUCCAUAUGUUUGUUUAUUAAAAAUGAUUUUUUCCCCUCAAUGACUCACCAUUUAUUUAAACAAUAAAGAUGCUGCAUUUACUCCAACUGCCGCAAUUUGUUCAUAUGCCUGUAUAUUUUUUUCAAAAAUUACUUAAACUCUUCAGAACUGUUUUACUACUAUUGCAAUAUAUUUUGCUGUCCUUAAACUGUUUCAUAUACCACUAAGAUCUGUGAGCUUCCAUUUGCUAAUGAUCAAUCAUCAUAAAGGAAUAAGCAGAAUAUUUGGGAGAUGGUUUGGAAUGAAGGAGAAAUGUUGCAAAAGAAAUAAUAACCUGCAACUUGGUCUGCCCCAAACCACCUGUUCACACUUCAUUUUGGAAAACUAAAUUUGUAACCUGUCUACAGAAUACUUUGUGUGGUAAAUUGCAUUGGGACUCUGCCUGAGGAAAUAUAAAUCAGUUUAGUCUGACCUAUUAAAAAUCUAAUAAUUCUGGUGCAAGUGUACAGUGGUCUAAAUUUGAUUAGUCCUUAAUGAAAAAUUAGAGCUAAUUUAAUGAUUGUAAAAUAGUGAGAUGUUCAUUGUAGUUAUUUUGUAUAUGGCAGUUGAUUUAUGGGUGUGAAUUGUACUGUUCUUGCCUAUUCUCAUAAAAAAAAAGCCAACUUUAAAAAAAUGA
Molecule: messenger RNA, 6472 nt
Organism: Stegostoma tigrinum
Lineage: Eukaryota; Metazoa; Chordata; Chondrichthyes; Orectolobiformes; Stegostomatidae
Gene: prkcz
Product: protein kinase C, zeta
Exons: 18
Coding region: 388-2175 (595 amino acids)
Biological process (GO): protein phosphorylation
Molecular function (GO): protein binding; protein serine/threonine kinase activity; ATP binding
Source: RefSeq, a predicted model, not a curated record